Messenger RNA from Aspergillus japonicus CBS 114.51, 1445 nucleotides. Its product is annotated as FAD-dependent oxidoreductase. The transcript has 4 exons. The record is from RefSeq and is a predicted model, not a curated record. Lineage: Eukaryota; Fungi; Ascomycota; Eurotiomycetes; Eurotiales; Aspergillaceae. The coding region runs from base 36 to 1445 and encodes 469 amino acids. Gene Ontology annotation, molecular function: FAD binding.
CUUGCCUUCACCAACUACCAUAGUCAAAUUCGCUGAUGAUGCCAACGUUCAGAGUCAUCGUCAUCGGCGGAGGCCCUGUCGGCCUCACUGCUGCGCACGCCCUUCACCACGCCGGCAUCGACUUCGUGGUCCUCGAAGCCCGCGACUCGGUCGUCCUCGACCAGGGGGCCAGCCUGGUUCUGGCACCACACAGCCUCCGGGUGUUGCACCAAUUCGGCCUGUCAAAGCGACUAUCUGAGAUAGGCGGCGAGAUGACCCACUUGACCUCCUUCACGCGGGACGGAUACCAGUUUGCCGAGUCCACGACCCUCCCUCGGAUCUUCAGAAAGAACCACGGAACCGCGCCGGUCUACUUCCAUCGCGCCCAGCUCGUCGAGACCAUCUACGACGGACUGCCCCCGGCUGCGAAGUCACGGUACCUUCUCGGCAAGAAACUCGGAAGUAUCGAGACGCAUGACCACGGUGUGCGCGUCACGUGCACCGACGGGAGCACGUAUGAGGGGUCGAUGGUGCUGGGCGCCGACGGGGUGCACAGCAAGACACGGACACUGAUGCGCGACUUAGCGCUGGCCGAAGGAUCGCCGCCACAGCCGCAAUGGGAUGACGCGGUCCCGUUCACGGCCCAGUAUCGAUGCUUUUGGUGCAGCUUUCCCCGACCGAGCGCCGCUGACGUAGAGGUGGGCCACGGUUCAGACACACAGUCUAAAGACAUGUCUGUUAUGUUCCUGGCCGGGCAGGAGCGAGGCUGGGUGUUCUUGUACGAGCGGAUACCGACGGGGCCGACGACGGAGCGGAUGCGCUACACCAAAGCCGACAUGGAAGCGUAUGCGGCACGCUUCGCCGACUUCCCCGUGUCGAAGAUGCUGAAGGUCAAAGAUGUGUACGCGACGCGAUUGACCGAGGGGAUGGCGAAUUUGGAGGAAGGGAUUCUGGCACAGUGGAGCUGGGGCGGACGGAUCGUGCUGGCUGGCGACGCGUGCCACAAGUUCACCCCAAACGCGGGACGGGGGCUGAAUAAUGGGAUGCAGGAUGUGGUGGCGCUGUGCAACGGGCUGCAUGCGCUACUGCAAUCGAGCGGUCCCGACGUGGCACCGUCCAAGACCGCCUUAGCCAAAGUCUUCGAGGAGUACCAGAAGGUCAGGGCCGCGCCUUUGAAGGCCGACGCCGAUCAGUCGCUGUCCCAAUCACGCAUGCACGCCUGGGCGAGUCCGUUCUAUCAAUUCAUGGCUCGCUAUGUUAUGUCUCGGGACUGGGUGAUGUGGUUCCUCUUGAACUUCCUCGGCGCACGUGAGAUCAGAAAGGCCUUGGCGCUGGAUUAUAUCCCUGCGGACGAACCAUACCCUGACGCGCUGCUCCGACACGAAGUCUCGCAUCAAGUGGACAUCACCACACAAGCCGAAGAACUGCCGCAAAAGGGCGCGGCUCGCGUUGGCCGCGACCUCUAA